Cooperia oncophora is the source of this 354-nucleotide messenger RNA. Lineage: Eukaryota; Metazoa; Nematoda; Chromadorea; Rhabditida; Trichostrongylidae. The record is from the annotation of a GenBank genome assembly.
UUGCUUGAUGCGGCAUUUGCAUUGGCCGCCGAUUUCGGCGGAUAUAAUGAAGAGAAUAUUUACUGUCAAAAGGAUCCGCCGUUGAUCCGAAUCGUCGCAGUAACGUCGCUCGUAUUCCUAUUUGUUCAGCUAUAUUUGCGAGCAAUGACUGUUCCUGUUUACUACUUUUUGAGAGAUGAACGAAGAUUCAGGAAGGUACUCGUCAGCGCAAGAACCCGCUACAGGAAGCGAGUGUAUUUUUCCUAUUGUUCCAUGAUGCAUGAAUAUCUCAAACAGGAGGCCGCAAAGGUGAGUCCUGAAAGUUCUUUCUUCUUUGCCCACGAAUUAGCGUUUACUUUUGGAAUAUGGUGGUGA